Messenger RNA from Ostertagia ostertagi, 1134 nucleotides. NCBI's taxonomy places the organism in Eukaryota, Metazoa, Nematoda, Chromadorea, Rhabditida, Trichostrongylidae. The record is from the annotation of a GenBank genome assembly.
AUGGAAGUGCGUUGGAGUUCAGUCAUAGAUGUGUCACUAUCUUUCAAAAGGGGAGCGAUAUUGAGGUAUAUUGGCUGGGGGAAGAGCCAAGCACUACGCCGCGGCUUCCACAAAGAAGCCGAAUGGGAUGAUGGACCAGCUGAAAUAAGCCAUCUCAUACUCGUUGUUCACGGCAUCGGACAAAAGGGAUAUGAGAACCUCAUCGCUGAAAAUGCGCAGCAAGUCCGUGAGGCCGUCGUCGGUGCAUUGGAACGCUGCUAUCCUGAGGAAAAAGGGCGCCCAAUGUUUCUACCUGUGGAGUGGAGAUCAAUUUUGAAGCUAGACGAUGGAAUAACUGAUGUUAUAACAUUGCCAAAAAUGAGCAGCAUGCGCAAUGUUCUCAACAGUACUGCAAUGGAUCUUAUGUAUUACCAAAGUCCUCUCUAUCGUAGGGAGAUUGUGGGUGGUGUUGUUCGUCAACUAAACCGUAUUUACACACUUUUUACGGAGAAUAAUCCGAACUUUUCUGGUCCGGUAUCAAUAUUUGCACAUUCCCUUGGAUCUGUCAUCAUCUACGAUAUUCUUCUGCGGUGGUCUCCUUUCCAGCUUUAUGACAAAUAUGUUACGCAUGCUAUGGAUAUACAUCUAAAGGAGUGCACUGAUCCUGAAAAUAUUGAAGCUUUGAAGGCCUUUCAGAAAGCCAGAAAUGCAUUGUAUGAAAAAAUUGAUGGAGGAAUCAACAAAAUGCUCCAGUCCAAUGAUGAAGAGUUAAUGUUCAAGGUCAAGUAUCUAUUCGCCAUUGGAAGUCCUCUUGCUGUGUUUCUGGUAAUGCGUGGUGCCACUCAUGCUGAUCUGUUACCAGCCAAAAUGAAUGUGGAGCGGAUUUUCAAUAUUUUCCAUCCUUACGAUCCUGUGGCGUACAGAUUGGAACCAAUGUUCGUACCGGAGUAUCGCCACAUCCGUCCUUUAAAGCUGUUUACCAGUCAUGACCUACGUGCACGAGGCUCCUACGACGAGUUGCCACUGGACGUCUACAAAAGCUACAUGAAGAAGCUCAAAAACGAGGCGAAAGCGAAAAAGAAUAAACCGGUAAAGGCAGAAUACAACUUUUUAUGGUUUGCUCAGAAAUGGAUAUCGGGACUAGAUUGGCCAUAG